Molecule: messenger RNA, 3131 nt
Organism: Apis mellifera (honey bee)
Lineage: Eukaryota; Metazoa; Arthropoda; Insecta; Hymenoptera; Apidae
Product: putative pyridoxal-dependent decarboxylase domain-containing protein 2
Exons: 10
Coding region: 69-2462 (797 amino acids)
Cellular component (GO): intracellular membrane-bounded organelle
Source: RefSeq, a predicted model, not a curated record
UUAUUAGUCCAUGGACAUAAAUAGAAUAUGGAUUGUGACGCUACUGUGCCACGACGACUAUUGCCACGAUGGCCGAAGAGACUGACACAAACGAUAAAACGACGAUGGAAAGUAUAGCGCAAAAUAUACUCGAGGUCAGUACCGGAGGUGGGUCUGCAUCGAACGAAGUAGCCGCAUUAGAGUUUCAAGCUUCACAGGUAAUAUCGAGGCUCGAGGAAGCUGUAGAGAGGGCAGCCGACGGUGGCGGUACCACAUGGAACAAUCCUUCCGGAUUUCUUUCACAGCCAAAAACUUCUGAUGAGAUAUUAACUUUAAUUCAGGAUUUGGUAAUUCACGAGGAUGCCCCACAAUCUGUUAAAGAUGGUUCAACAGAAACAACAAGUCAAGUAACUACUUUGCCAACAUUAACCGAGCCAGCAAAAUUAGCUUUAAUCGCACAUACUAUAUCCGCGUAUGCGCUUGCACUUCCAAAAUCCCAUGCUCAGAGACUAGCUGGCCGAUUGGCUGCAGAUACAACUAGAUGGCUAAGUCAUAUUUUCCGUUUCGUCGAUUGUGCCUCUUCAUUUCACGAGGAUCAUUUGGAAGGUUUGGUCCGAGUGACCAGAUUGGCUCUACAUCGAAAAUAUCCUCGAUAUAUGGAAGAAGGUUUUACUGCACUUGCAGCCUCUCCACCUUUAAUUUACAGUUCUGUGGCUGCACCUUUAGGAGUUGUUCAACAUUUGUGCAAACAACUUUCCUUGCCACUCCAUUGUGUAAGGCCCAUUCCCCAUAACACAAUGUUUGGAUCGCGAUAUAGCAUGGAUGUAUCAGCUUUAGAACGCAGACUUGCUGAAGAUACACAAUCAAAUAAUGUAACGCCACUUCUGGUAUUAGCAGAAGGAGGCUCAGUUUUAACAGGACAUUGCGAUAAUAUUGCUAGAUUACGUGCAAUUUGUGAUAAAUAUAAUGUUUGGCUUCAUCUUAGAGGUCAUUCUUUAGCUGCAUUAGCAUUGAAUAAUUCUGCAAAAGAUUUGCCUUCUAAGAUUGCAGAUAGUGUUACAUUACCUCUUGGUAUAUGGCUUGGUAUACCAUCUUUGCCAGUAGUUACAUUAUAUAGAUUAACGGAUACAAAAGGCGGUCGUCCAACUACAAGAGAUACAACUUUGUCUUUAGUAUCAGGUUUAAUGACCGAUUCAUUGUCAAGACGUUUACCAACUUUACCAUUAUGGACUACAUUACAAGUGUUAGGUAGAGAUGGUGUACAUAAUAGAUUGAAGAGAUGUUUCUUAGCUGUGGAAGAAUUGUACAAUAAAAUUAAGAAAUUUUCUUGUAUAAGGAUAUUGAGUCAACCACCUGGAGGUGAAACAGGAUCCUAUACUAUAAAUGAGCUUCUAACAAAUCCAGUGAACAAUCCUCAGCUGUUUGAAGCUGUUGCUAGUGCAUUAGUAUUUCAAUUUGUGCCUGCAGAUAGAGAUCCACAAACAACAGAACGCGUUCCUCCUUAUUACGAUAAAUUAAAUUCUUGGUUAGGUCAAAUUCUCCAAAGAGACAUCGAAAAUGUACAAAUAGAGUUAUGUGAAAUAGAACAUCAUGGUAUUGCAAUUCGUAUUUGUCCUCUAGAAAAUCCGGAACAACCUCCUUCAACUGAAGACAUAGAUAAUGUAAUAGCUUGUUUGGAACAACAGAUAGAAAUAUUACAAGCAACAGUUGAACAUAAAGCAACAUUCGUGCGAUUAGUCUCAGAAAAUGAUUCUUUACAUUUAGUAGAAAUGCCUGGUUGGGCAGGUUUAGGUGGUGUUCGAUAUGCUCCUCCUACUUGGAUUCAUGUUAUGACUGAUCAAGCAAAAGAAGAACUGAAUAGAUUAAACACGCAAUUAGUUGAAGCUUUACGAAAUACGGAUGCGGCAUUUUCUCUAGGAGAAGGAGCCGAUGGUUUAGCUUGUGUACGAUUUGGAAUGGUUACACAAGAUACAGAUGUAGCCGAAUUAUUAUCUUUAGUUUUACAAGUUGGUCAAGAAGUGGAAGCUAGUUCUAAAUUAUUGGAUACAAUAUCUGAAGUAGUGAAAAGAGGUAUUGAAGCUGCCCAGACAGAUUUGGAAAGAGAAAAUGCUGAAAAAUUAUGGCAAGAAGGUAUUCUUAGACAUGUGCCUGUUGUGGGAACUUUUGUUAAUUGGUGGAGUCCUCCCUCGAAAGAGACUGGGGUUCGUGGACGCAGUUUAAAUUUACAAGCUGGAGUUGUUGAAAGUACAGAAAAUAUUUACAAGUAUCAUAUGCAAUUACAACCUAAUUCUACGGUAAUCAAUGGAUCUGGUGCCAGAACUCCGCCACAACCUCUUGUACAAACUCCUGUUGGCGCGAGUAGUCAAAGUCAUAGUCGUUCAUCAAGCCAUUCUAGUUUACAGAGUGGGAAAAGUAUUUCUGUGAUCACAAAUACUACCUCUCACCCGCAGGUAAAAGAAGAAUCGGGCGAGGUAAAGUCGUAGUAAACAUUAAAUGACACAGUUGAUCGGCAGAAAAUUCAGUUCAAUAAUUUCAAGUUUACGAACUUGGCAAAGGAAUAAUGCUCUAGGUGAAACGUUCGAGUGUUUCCGGUAGAAGCUAUCCUUUACAUUUGCAGAGCACAGCAAAAAAAUUAGUAUCCUUAAAGCAUUGAAGAGCUUCAAAAGUCGACAAAGAUAAAGAUAUGCUGUUCUCUCUUUCGUUCUUUUCAUAAUAAACUAUUUUAUGCUACUUUUUUUCUGUCAUUUUAUAUCAAUCGUAUUAUUUUUUUUCUUCUUCACCUAUUUCUGUCAUUCUCAUCAUGAUUCAAUUUCACUUGAAAAGUCUGUCAAAUAUGGCUUGUGUACUUAUUAGACUGAUAAUAAGAUGUUGCUUUUAUCCUGAGUUUAUUUGAUAAAAAGUAUUAACUGUUUGUAUUUUAUUAAAGUAUUUCUCUAAGUAUUUCCAUAGCACAACAUUUAGAAAUAUAUUUUAUUAUGUUCAUGAUAUAACUUUAAAUAAUUAUUUUUAAGUUUUUAGUUAGUUAAAUGAAUAUCAAUAUUACAAUAUAAAAUUAAAUAAACUAAAUAAUAGGCUAAUUAAGUUUUCAAGAACAGUGUUUUACAUCGACUUUAUGUGCACAUAAAUUCUGAAUAAAUUUUCAAUCAAAUUUC